UGUGUGUUCGUUCACACAACGCGCGCGGCAAACACACACAGAGCGCAUUUUAACGAACUUUGUAACGUACAGCGACGCUUUGAUAAUGAGCAUGAGAGACUGAGAGAAAACGGUUAGCGUUGAUGCGUGCAAAAUAAUUCAGUGUUGCUUCUCUUUUUUGGUCGGUUACCAUUUGAUUUGCAUUAAAUGUGAUUUCGAUAUAUAUACGCAUUUUUUUCUGUUCAUUUUUCCGUGGUGUCGGUCGACAUUUUUUAUUCAACUUCGCUUCGUUGAGAGCGCGUGAGAGAGAAUAUUAAAUACAUUUAGCCUCCGAUAAUUUGAAAUCGGAUAAAGCCGUUAUUCUUAACGUGUGAAAUCAACUGAAAAAAAGUAAAGAUGGCAGAAAAACCAAAGCGUCCUCUUUCCGCAUACAUGUUGUGGUUGAACGAUAACCGCGAAUCAAUCAAACGUGAAAAUCCAGGCAUCAAAGUCACAGAGGUUGCCAAGCGAGGUGGUGAAUUGUGGCGCGCAUUGAAGGAUAAGAGCAAAUGGGAGCAAAAAGCCGUCGAAGCCAAAGACAAAUACACCAAAUUAGUCAAAGAGUACGAAGCAAAUGGCGGUGGCAAAGAGUCUGGCAAGAAGCGUGGCUCCAAGCAAACACGAAAGGCCCCAACCAAGAAGAGCAAGAAGCAAGCUGACUCAGAGGAUGACGAAGAAGAAGAUGAAAGUGAUUAGAUUAAUUACUUGAAGAAGACUUCAGAUCAGCGAAACAUCCAUCAUUCGAAGCGAUAACAAAACAAAACAAAACAAAAACAAACAAAAACAACAAAAAAAUGACUUGAAUUGUGUUUUGAGUAAAAAAUAAAAUAUAAAAAAAAAAAUGAAAGAAAAAUCACACACACAAAAAAAUACAAAAUGAACAAACAAACAAUACAAAUGAAAUGAAAUGAAAAGAAAAAAACAUAAGAAUCACUUAAGGAAAAUCGCAUGAACUAUUCAAUAUGGUUUCAUUCUGUUCUAAAUUUUGAACGUAACUGAUUUUGUCUGCAUGUUUGAAUAAUUCAGGAUUUUUUUUUUCGUUUCUCUAUAAUUAAUUGUCUUUUUUUCUUUCAUUUUUUUCUCGUAAAAGUUCAAAUUAAGGAAGAUUUCAUUCAUUUUUCAGGAAUAAACAAAAAAAAAAUACAAUUUCUUUUCUUUUCAGUAGAUUUUUAAUUUUCUUUCACUCUCAUUUUUUAAUGAAAUAAAAUUAAGUUGUUUUGAAAUCGUAAAUAAAUUGUAUGUAUUUUUUUUUCUUUUCUGGAAAACAAAAACGCAUUUCAACACAAACACAAAACAAGAGAAAAAAAUACUCUAGACAAAUGAGGAAAAAAAACAAACACACACACACACAGCAUUAACAGAAAUAAUUAGAUGUUUGAAUAUUACACGUAGGGAUUUGCUUUCAACGAAACAACUCUUGAUCAGUUUUAAUGAAAUAAGAUUUAAACAACACAAACACAUGAAACAGUAAAAAAAAAUUACAAAAAACGAGAAACAAUGAAAAAAAAUCUAAUACACACAAAAAUGGACAGAAAAAUGUGAGGUUUUAAACAAAGCCAAAAUAAAACUUCAUAAACUUAGCCAUAAAUUGAUGUCUUACGUAGAUGUGAAUUCCAUGUAAAGAAAAGCAUCGUCACAAUCCAGAUUAUAUACAGUUUAGAAAGAAAAACACAAGCAGAAAAGAUAACGAAGAGAAAGAGAAGGAAACGAAGAAAAAAAAGAGAGGGAAAAUUAUAGCAUUGAAAUAGUAUUAUUCCAUCAAGCCCUCUAAUAACCAAGACAAUGUGCAAAUCAAGAACAUCGAUAUCAUGUUGAGUUCUAUUUCAAAGAGAUUUUACACCCUCUUUCGAUCAUUUCUAAUGCUUCUGAUCUCAGACUUGGAACCAUAACACAAACAUUCACUUUUCGAUGCAAUGUUCAAAUUGGAGGAUUUUUGAUGGAAAAUGAAAUGAGUUUAAGCUGAAAAAAAAAAUACAACAACAACCAAAACCGAUAGAGAACUUAACGGAACGAAAAUCAACAAUUUAACAAAAAAAAUUAAGAAAACAAAAACAAAAUGGAAACAUGCAAAAUCGUAAUGUUUUACUCUCAUUCAUAAACGUGCACACCAUUGUAAUGCAUUUACCCAAUGUAACGUAACGUUAGUUUAAAGUGUUUGUAAUUCUUUGUCACUUUGUAUCCUCCCAUGUAUUUGUUCGAAAUGAAUAAAGUGAAAAUUUCUCAAUCCUGUAAA
Molecule: messenger RNA, 2251 nt
Organism: Sitodiplosis mosellana (orange wheat blossom midge)
Lineage: Eukaryota; Metazoa; Arthropoda; Insecta; Diptera; Cecidomyiidae
Product: mobility group protein 1A-like
Exons: 3
Coding region: 376-714 (112 amino acids)
Molecular function (GO): transcription cis-regulatory region binding
Source: RefSeq, a predicted model, not a curated record